Branchiostoma floridae (Florida lancelet) is the source of this 2168-nucleotide messenger RNA. RefSeq lists its product as uncharacterized. The transcript is spliced from 4 exons. The record is from RefSeq and is a predicted model, not a curated record. The coding region runs from base 16 to 1362 and encodes 448 amino acids. NCBI's taxonomy places the organism in Eukaryota, Metazoa, Chordata, Leptocardii, Amphioxiformes, Branchiostomatidae.
GCUCUUACCGCUAAGAUGAUUUCUAGCAGUUUCAGUCGUGUAGUUGCUUUUACCGGAGCGGCGGGAGCGGUGGUCGGUGUGGUGGCGGGGCUCCGGGGACGGCAGGCCGCCGAGUUUCAGGCCGCUGCCCGGUGUGAAUUCUACCGCCCAUCUUACAACCCUCCACCUGCUGAUUACGACGGGCCCGUCUUCAAACCUCGACUCGACUUCCCCAGGAGCGCUAACCCAGGGAACGAGGCUUUCCCCUGGCUGGACAUAGACUUCAGGACGGAGCCGGAGAGAUACCUGCGGAAGGUUCGCGACUACUGUUUGGAAGGGAAUGUCGAGUGCGACUUCCGGGUAGAACAGAACCAGAUCCGUGACUGGUACCAUGUCCCGUGGAUGUCCUCCCAGCCCACGGGACGGGAGCCCAUCCACGGCAUGACCAUGGAGAAAUCGUCCAAACAGGGGAUGUUGUCGGACUCGCAGCAGAGAGAGGUGCAGAACUGGGCGGUUGCAUUCUACAACUCUCCGGGAGCGUACGCCGUGGGCCGGGUCUGGUCCCUUCCCUGGCAACCUGCACAGGACGGCGCUGCCUUUCCAGAGGGAACUGUGAUGCUUAAGCAGAUAUUCACACAGGCGACGGAGGAAGAAGUUCCCUACCUUAAAGGCAGUCCGGUCUGGAGGGCGGCGAUCGCUAAAACCCCGCGAGAGCCCGGAGACAGGGGUCCGCCCGUGGAGACCAGACUGAUCCAGAUGGACGUCGCCAUCAGAGACGACAGGGCCGGCAUAGGCUGGGUGUUCGGGACGUUUGUGUACCACAGCUCCCGGUGCAGUGACGCCCCCUGGCGGAGACUGGUGCCCGUGUGUCUGCAGUGGGGGAACGAUCCGGACCUGACUCUGCAGCGGUACCAGGAGGGCGCCAGGCCCGUACAGACAUGGAACAACCCGCGGCUCAAGGAAUUGGGGAUGAUACCAGCCUCCCGCCCGUACCUGGGUUGGCUGGGCCGGGCGAACGGACCGGUGGACAACUUCAAGUCCUGCUGCGCCUCUUGCCACUCCACAGCCUCCGUACCGGACAAGGACAACAAAGUCCCUCGCGGAGUCCCUCCGACGAACGCCACCGCCGACCAAGCCUUGUGGUGGUUCCGUAACCUGGCGCCCAGACAGGCCUUUGAGGAAAGCGGCAAGUCACUGGACUAUUCCCUGCAGCUCAGCAGCAGUAUCAAACAUUACAAUGGGUGGAAGAAGUCCUACCUGAAAAAUACCCUCAUAGGUAGACUAAAGGACUGGUGGCUGGAGGCACACCCAUUUCCAGCAACAGCGUCUUCUGGUGGCCAUGGCAAGGAUGAUAAUGCAUACAUUAGAAAAGAUUUGGGAUAAUACUCCUAAGUCAUACGUUUGUUGUCAUGUUAAGCAAACCAACUUCAGGAUAAACAUAUCACAGACUAGCAAGUAUUUAGAUCUAGACUAUCUAAUAGUUGAAUUUUUGUUUGCAUAUGACAAAUAUAGAAAAGCAAGGUGGCAAUCAAUAUCGGCUCUAAGUCAAUUUUGGAUUUUAACAAUGAAUUGAAAAGGUGUGAUUGAAAGGUAAUAGAAAAAUAAGAAAGGUAAACAUGGUAAAGGAAAUACUGUUUGUGGUGUGUCAGCUGUCUGCUUUCACAAUCGCACCUACGGGUACAGUCAGAACAGACUAAUGCUAUCUGUAUCUGUCUAGGAUCGAUCUCAUGGUACUUAACAGUUUUCACGAUUGGUAACAAUGUUAGUAUCAGGAUACAUAAGGCGUACGUAUAAGCACAGCUGAAGGAAAGACACAAACAGCUAUAUCACGCCCCAGUUCUUGACUUCCUGUACAAUCUUCAGUAGUUCAGGUUGUUGACUGGGGAGAAGCCCCGAAGCAGUGUUCACCCUUUCAAACACCCCGAUCGCACAGUCAGCACGGAAGUCUGCUUUCAGCUGAUCCAGUGUGUACAGCUGUAGACCUGCAGAUUCUGUACGGAAACAAGAUAUGUAUUUUUACAAUUGGAUAUAUAUAUAUAUAUAUAUAUAUAUAUAUAUAUAUAUAUAUAUAUAUAUAUAUAUAUAUAUACAAACAUAAGUUGUUUGUUUGCGACACUAUGUAAAUAACAGUUAACUCUUUGUAAUUUUUGUUGUCUUUGUAGUUUUUUUUUAAAUCUCUGUACGGUGUC